Sorghum bicolor (sorghum) is the source of this 694-nucleotide messenger RNA. Its product is annotated as 40S ribosomal protein S25-4. Lineage: Eukaryota; Viridiplantae; Streptophyta; Magnoliopsida; Poales; Poaceae. The record is from RefSeq and is a predicted model, not a curated record. The coding region runs from base 157 to 483 and encodes 108 amino acids. Gene Ontology annotation, molecular function: structural constituent of ribosome. Gene Ontology annotation, cellular component: cytosolic small ribosomal subunit. The transcript has 3 exons.
GUUCCAACCCUCCGAUCGGAUCAGACGGUGGAGAGCCACGCAUCAGCACCUCAAAACCCUAGAGCCUGCUCGCUAUAAAAACCUUCUGCUCGCCCGACACGCAUCGCCUCCCGCCGCCGCCGCCCUCCUCUCCGUCGCUCGCCUCACUCCUCCGCCAUGGCCCCGAAGAAGGAUAAGGCCCCGCCGCCGUCGUCCAAGCCGGCUAAGUCCGGAGGCGGGAAGCAGAAGAAGAAGAAGUGGAGCAAGGGUAAGCAGAAGGAGAAGGUCAACAACGCGGUGCUCUUCGACCAGGCCACCUACGACAAGUUGCUCUCCGAGGUUCCCAAGUACAAGCAGAUCACCCCGUCCGUGCUCUCCGAGCGUCUCAGGAUCAAUGGAUCCUUGGCACGGAGGGCCAUUAAGGAUCUGAUGGCAAGGGGGCUCAUAAGGAUGAUCGCUGUUCAUUCCAGCCAGCAGAUAUACACCAGGGCAACCAACACAUGAGGGAUGUUUUGCAUCUUGUCGAUGUUAUCUAGUCUAGACGACUUGGUGUUGCUAUUAUAUAUCAAGUUUAUUUCAAUCAUGGCUCAGUCAAUCUUACUGUCAUGUUGAAUAUGUUUAAAAUUAUUGUGCUAUUUUAAGCUCAUGUUGCCAUCCAAAAUUUAUCUUGAUGAGGAACAUAAAUCUAUCUCUGCUCUCCUGUUUGACAUGGUGC